AAACAGCUCUGUGGAAACAGCUCUUAAAUUAGCUCUUGAAACAAGAACUGGGCAUUUGUGUGUUCAUUGAAAGACUAUUUUACUAGCAGAAAAGCAUUUAUUUCUGCACGAUACUUGGUUCAAGAAAGUACAGUCUUUGAAUAAGCACCCGUUUAAAAAGAAUGUUUUCAAGGCACGAAUUUUUGCUAACGAAUCUUAAUUCAAAUAUCGGACGGUAUUGGCGUAAGUAUCGACAGCAACUUGUCAAAUGAAUUGCGCACGCGCUCACAGUGUCAGCGUCAUUUGUGUCAAAAGUGAUUGUGAAAUUGUAUCCAGUGAAAAGUUUUCAUGGAAAAUUUUCAGUUUGUUGAAGAAGAGGAUUUCUUGGUCCAUUUGUUAGAUGUAUGGGAUGUGCCUUUCAAUUUUCAACAAAAAUUUAAGGACCUCGGUAUCACAACAAAAGACUUGGAAGAGCAUCUCGGAAGGGACGACCUUGCGUACAUUUUUAAGGAUGACUGGCGCGAGAAAAUAAAGUUCCAAAGGAACCUAGAUGACUUUAGAAAGGAAGGACAAAAGCUGCAGAAUAGUACAGAAUGCACUUGUUGCAAAAAACGAAACUUUCUGAAAACAACAGGCAAUAUCGAUGAGACUAUCCUCGGUAUUUUGUUGACAACAGUGCAGGGUAAAGGACUCUUAAAAAAGUAUCAAGAUCUCAAAACCUUGAGCUCAGAAAACCAGACCACUCUAGUGGAAUGUAUUUGCCACUUCUAUCUGGAUAGAGAAAUUAAUCUCGGAGUUAAACAAUUUCAGUUCUUAGCUGAAAACAUCGUGAAGAACUUUCCAACUGAAGUUGAGUGCGAGGAAACAAAAAAUUAACAUAUUGAGUCAGCCCACGCCUAUCGAUCCUCCGCCACUUCAGGGAGAUGUUCGGGUUCGAUCCCAAGACGUUCCAAGGCAAGAUUCUGAAUUUGAUUCAGCCACCUUGUCCUAGGUCUGCCGCGAGGUCGACGCCUUCUCACAAUGGCUUGCAUAGCUUUUUUGGGGAAUCUUUUGUAUUACACAUUUAAAACAAAUAAAAACUAUGUAAAGAAAUAGAUACUUAAUGAUGAAAUCUUGGAAUUUGAGUAAAAAUUAAUAACCAUUUUAAAUCUAUGUAAAACAUAAAUGAUAAUUACAUUAUAUCACAGAUCAAUAACAGUAAUUUCAAAGUAAAA
Phlebotomus papatasi is the source of this 1193-nucleotide messenger RNA. RefSeq lists its product as uncharacterized. The record is from RefSeq and is a predicted model, not a curated record. NCBI's taxonomy places the organism in Eukaryota, Metazoa, Arthropoda, Insecta, Diptera, Psychodidae. The coding region runs from base 328 to 855 and encodes 175 amino acids. The transcript is spliced from 4 exons.